Molecule: messenger RNA, 2209 nt
Organism: Nicrophorus vespilloides
Lineage: Eukaryota; Metazoa; Arthropoda; Insecta; Coleoptera; Silphidae
Product: facilitated trehalose transporter Tret1-like
Exons: 10
Coding region: 313-1938 (541 amino acids)
Biological process (GO): transmembrane transport
Cellular component (GO): membrane
Molecular function (GO): transmembrane transporter activity
Source: RefSeq, a predicted model, not a curated record
GUCCCCCCCGUCGGAAAACUCGGUGGCUUCAAUCACACGAAAACCUUUCCGAUUCGCACACUCGUGCACCGACCGCAGUGCCAGCAAGUGCCAGUGCCACCAGCAGCAGCAGCAGCAGCAGCAGUAGUAGUGAUCCUCGCGACACGACCACGCGAGAGAGUCCUUCCUUCGUCUCUAUACAAGGAACAACUUCUGCAGAUGAGGAAAGCCGCCUAAUUCAUGUGCAGCUGAAGACAACCACAGCAUACAUUACAAUACACGUGGUGUGGAGGAGUGCGUUUUCAAAGAGACCUGCAAAUCCGAACAUCGACAAUGGAUCCAAUCAGUGCCAGCUGCUACAGCCUUCACAUCGAAGACAACACUCGAGGCAACGACAAGAACCAUCCGGAGGAUCAGUUCAGCGAAGUCAUCGUCAGCUGCAAAUCCCUGAGCGGCUACGAAAGCCAGAACUUCAAAUCCCUGAUACCGCAGAUCAUAGCGACUGCGAUUUCUGCUUCCGGUCAUAUCGUCGUUGGAAUCUCUUUGGCUUUCUCUGCUAUCCUCAUACCGCAGCUCGAGGAUGCGAAUAGCGAUCUGCACGUCACAGAAAGCGAAUCUUCAUGGAUUGCCAGUAUUAUCGUUAUCGUUGUACCUAUUGGUGCUAUAGCGGGAGGCUUCAUCAUGGACUCCAUAGGUCGUCUGAACACUAUAAAACUAUCCACUGUGCCGGUCUGCGUAGGUUGGGUUCUGAUAGCCAUGGCCGAGAACGUGACCAUGCUUCUGGUCGGAAGAAUACUCACGGGUUUCGCAGCAGCUUGGGGCACCAGUCCUGCCAUCGUGUACAUCACAGAAAUCGCGAGGGCGGAUAUGAGAGGAUCCCUGAUCUCCUGCGGCCCCACGUACGCCUCCUUGGGCAUGGUGCUGCUCUUCUUGAAAGGAUGGUUCUUGAACUGGAGAACAGUCGCCUGGCUCUGCAACAUUUACACCGUCGUCCCGGCCAUCCUCAUCAUGUUCAUACCAGAGAGUCCAGUCUGGUUGGUGAGCAAGGGAAGAGUGGAUCAAGCCAAAAAAGCCAUCGAGUGGUUGAACAAAUAUCAACCAGCUUUGGCCGGCGAAAAGCAAACCUUCUCGGAAAUGCAACUGGAAUACUUGGUCAGGGAGAAACGUCAGAAGGAUGCGGAAAACGUGGGAGGCGGCAGCGCUGCGCGCAAAUUCAAAGCGUUCUUCCAGCCCACCGGAUACAAACCGAUGCUAGUCCUCAUAGGAUUAUUUUUCUUCCAACAGUUCUCGGGCAUCUACAUUACACUCUUCUACUCCGUUAACUUCUUCUUGGAUAUGGGAAGCACGAUCAACGCCUACUUCUCCUCCGUGCUUAUCGGAGUGGUGCGUUUCUUGAUGUCCAUGGUCAACACCUACUUGCUGAAGCGCUACCAUCGCAGACCACUGACGAUGAUCAGCUGCGCCGGAAUCGCCUUGUGCAUGGGUGUUUCUGGUUUAUUCACCUAUUGGAUCAACAACGGUGAGAGUACGCAAACUUGGGUACCUGUAGUCCUGCUCCUCAUGUACGUUCUCACAUCUAUGAUCGGUCUUCUGCCGAUCCCGUGGACGAUGACCGCAGAACUUUUCCCGUUGGAGAUCCGCGGAAUAGCGCACAGCAUCUCCUACAGCUUGGCCAACAUCCUCAUGUUCUUCUCGCUCCAGAUGUAUCGUCCGCUGAAAAGCAUCAUGGGCGGUUCACACGGAAUCCAGUGGUUCUUCGCGGGCGUCGCCAUCGUCGGCAUGCUCUACAUCUUCGUGUUCCUCCCGGAAACGCACGGCAAGAAACUCAGCCAAAUCCAGGAGUACUUCAAGUACAACACGAUGUACUUGGCGGAGAAGAAGGCCCCGACCAAGAGGAAGAUCACCAGGAAGGAUAAGAGCGUCGAACCGAAGCAGGGCAAAAUUCUCAUCGAAGCCUAAAAGAACAAAAAAAAAAACAAGAAACGAACAAAAAAAAAAUCAGCUAAAUAGGUUUAGAGUCUGAGACGAGAGAGAGAGAGAGCGAAUUGUGAUAAAAGGAAUUAAAUUGUACUUUGAUUCUAACUUUCUUAAUUUGAUGAUCAUAAGGAUUAUUUUUUUUUUCUUGAACAAUGAAUGCACACCAAGUAAUUAUGUGAUACACUUUGAUUACCUAAAUGUAUUUUUAAUAAAUAAAUAUUGAAACCUCACGACAAAAAAAAAAAAAGUUGAA